Molecule: messenger RNA, 1257 nt
Organism: Trichoderma gamsii
Lineage: Eukaryota; Fungi; Ascomycota; Sordariomycetes; Hypocreales; Hypocreaceae
Product: U1 small nuclear ribonucleoprotein
Exons: 4
Coding region: 1-1257 (418 amino acids)
Biological process (GO): mRNA splicing, via spliceosome
Cellular component (GO): U2-type prespliceosome; U1 snRNP; precatalytic spliceosome
Molecular function (GO): U1 snRNA binding; mRNA binding
Source: RefSeq, a predicted model, not a curated record
AUGACUGACAAGUUACCCCCUAACUUGUUGGCGCUCUUUGCCGCGCGACCUCCGCUGCGAUGGGUAGAACCCUCUGACCAUGCGCCUGAGAAGCGCAGGACAGCUCCCAUCGGUGGCGUUGCUGCUUUCCUGCCUGAGCUUCAAAAGUACAAGGAGACGGACAAGUACGAGCCCACCGAGAGCUGGCUGGAGAUGCGCGAUCGGAAAAAGCGAGAGGCAAAGGAGAAUGCUACGAAUCUUGUUACCGAGGGGCCCAAUCAAUUCAAACCAAACGAGGAUCCCAACAUCCGUGGAGAUGCCUUCAAGACUCUCAUUGUUGCCCGCCUUAGCUAUGACGCCGAAGAGCGUGAUCUGGAAAGAGAGUUUGGGCGGUUUGGCCCCAUUGAACGUAUUCGCAUUAUUGUUGAUACCCAUGCUCACGAGAAGCCUAACAAGAAGAAGAAACCACACAGAGGUUACGCAUUUGUUGUUUUUGAGCGCGAAAAAGAUAUGAGAGCUGCCCUGGACGCUUGUGAUGGUAUUCGCAUCAAAGACAGGCGUAUCAAGGUGGAUGUUGAACGCGGUAGGACUGCUAAGAACUGGCUGCCCCGCAGAUUAGGCGGUGGCCUAGGCGGUCGAGGCUAUACCCGAGCCAUGCCAUCUCGCCCUGGCGGCCCUGGAGGCUUUGGAGGAGGUGGCGGAGGAGGAGGAGGAGGCUUCCGCGGAGGCUUCAAAGGAGGUUUCGAAGGAGGCCGAGGCCGAGGCGGAUUCCGUGGAGGCUUUGGUGGUGGCCGUGGAGGCGGAUUCCGAAGCGGUGGCGGCGACUUUGGCCCUAGAGGCGGCGACAGAGGCGGCGACCGAAGCGGCUUUGGAGCACCCAAUGGAGCCCCGUCCGGCCCUGGAGGAUUCGACAGAAGAAACGGAGAUCGAGGCUUCUCUGGUGGUGGGUAUGAGUCUCGAGGCGGCGGACGCUCAUAUGACGACAGAUCUGGCGGCCACCGAGAUGGCGGCGGUCGGUAUGGCGAUCGUGACCGUGAACGAGACCGCGACCGCGACCGCGACCGUGAUCGAGACCGUGGUGACCGUGGUGACCGUGGUGACCGUGAUCGUGAUCGAGACCGCGAGGGACGUCGGACCGGUAGUAACAUGGAACCCAUUGGCCGCAGAGAAGGUGGGUAUCGGGAGAGGGACUAUGAUCGCCCACGCGAUGAAGACAACCGGAAGCGAGGAUACGAGGGUGGUGGCCACGAGGACCCUCGAAAGCUGCGCCGCUACUAA